Molecule: messenger RNA, 726 nt
Organism: Chelmon rostratus (copperband butterflyfish)
Lineage: Eukaryota; Metazoa; Chordata; Actinopteri; Chaetodontiformes; Chaetodontidae
Product: b(0,+)-type amino acid transporter 1-like
Exons: 1
Coding region: 1-726 (241 amino acids)
Biological process (GO): amino acid transmembrane transport
Cellular component (GO): membrane
Molecular function (GO): L-amino acid transmembrane transporter activity
Source: RefSeq, a predicted model, not a curated record
AUGGAGAGUGACAAAGAGGGAUUCAAUCUGAAGAGGGAAGUGGGGCUUGUAGGGGCUGUGUCAUUCAUCGGUGGCACCAUUAUAGGAUCUGGGAUUUUCAUUUCCCCCCAGUUUGUGCUGUAUGCCAUCGGCAGCCCCGGGGCCAGCCUUGUCGUCUGGGCUCUCUGUGGGUUGUUAUCCAUGCUGGCGGGACUCUGCUAUGCUGAACUUGGCACAGUGAUGCCAGAGUCUGGAGGAGAGUUCAUCUACAUUCUGCGGACAGUCGGCAAAGUGGUGGCCUUCGUGUAUGCCUUCAGCUACAUCAUCGUCGUGAGGCCUGUCAGCGCUACAGGAACUGCUCUGAGUUUUGCUGAAUAUGCUGUGGCCCCCUUUUACGUCUGCACCCCUCCACAGCUGGUGGUGAAGGUGGUGGCUGCAGGAGUCAUCAUGGUGCUGGCUGUCGUUAACUGUCUGAGCGUCCGCCUGUCCACCGCCAUCCAGGUGGUUUCCAUGGUGGUCAAAAUGCUGGCACUGGCAGUGAUCGUACUGGGAGGUGUUGUGAUGCUUUUCCAAGGACACACUGAGAGCUUUGAUGACUCCUUUGAAGGAACGAAUGUUGGUGUCAGCUCAAUUGGCAUUGCUUUUUAUCAGGGCUUGUGGUCCUAUAGUGGGUGGAACACUUUGAAUUAUUUAACUGAGGAGGUGAAACAUCCUGAAGUAAGUUUGUGUUUUCUGUUUUCACAAUGA